Molecule: messenger RNA, 1757 nt
Organism: Triplophysa rosa
Lineage: Eukaryota; Metazoa; Chordata; Actinopteri; Cypriniformes; Nemacheilidae
Gene: slc35a5
Product: solute carrier family 35 member A5
Exons: 8
Coding region: 221-1492 (423 amino acids)
Biological process (GO): pyrimidine nucleotide-sugar transmembrane transport
Cellular component (GO): Golgi membrane
Molecular function (GO): pyrimidine nucleotide-sugar transmembrane transporter activity
Source: RefSeq, a predicted model, not a curated record
AGGCUGACCGAAUGUGUAUCACGGAGCUGCCUUCAUGCCCAAACGCUGCCCCGAAGUCACUGCCUCAUGAGGCAACGAGGCAACAAGUCAGCUGCCUAAGCUUUUGGACGCAGCCCUCGAUUUUUUUAUACAAGCUUCGAAGCCUCGGUGUCAAACGUCACAUCACUAAACAAAGAAAUGCAUAUAGGUUUGAAACAACCUGAGGGUUGUGUUAUUCAUAAUGGCCCCCUCCUCUUCAUCUUCCUGUUAUGGCUGUCCUAGCUCCCGGCUGUGCUCCAGGUCUUCGGUCUACACUUUGGCUCUGGGUCUGGGUUUCAUCACCUUGGGAACUAGUCGCAUCCUAUUACUAAAAUUUUCAGCUAAUGAGGAAAACAAAUAUGACUUUCUUCCUGCAUCUGUGAAUUUAAUGGCAGAGGCCAUUAAAUUAGUACUUUGUUUAGUGAUGUCAGCACGGGUGGUCAUUCGAGAGGGCCGCUCGUGGACUGGCUUUGGAUCUUUUCUUAGUUACCUGAAAUGGUUUGUUCCUGCAUUCCUCUACUUCCUUGACAACCUUAUAAUCUUCUAUGUGAUGACCUACUUGCAACCUGCCAUGGCAGUAUUAUUUUCCAAUAUUGUAAUUUUUACAACAGCCAUUCUUUUCCGGGUUGUUUUAAAGAGGCACCUGUCCUGGGUGCAGUGGGCGUCUUUGAUCAUCCUGUUCCUGUCUAUUGUCUCCUUAACUACUGGAAACAGUGAGCAACACACCAAUGCCAUACACGCUAUCCACCCGGCCCACAUUUCCAGUCCCUCAAACAGCUGUCUGAAAUACAGCCACCCUAAACAUCACAAUUCAUCAGACUGGAUGGGAGGCUUGCCACAGGAGCUGUGGGACAGCCAGCUCAUCCAGAAGCUGAACAGCUUUGGCCUGGGUUACAUCCUACUACUGCUUCAGUGCUUCAUCUCUGCGCUGGCCAACAUCUACAAUGAGAAGAUCCUCAAGGAGGGGGAACAGCUGGCAGAAAGCAUCUUCAUCCAGAACAGCAAGCUAUACCUCUUCGGUCUGAUCUUCAAUAGCCUCAUGCUGCUCCUUCACUCUGAUUACCGGGACCUGACGCUGCACUGCGGCCUCCUCUAUGGCCACAAUGUCUUCUCCAUUGCGUUGGCGUUCGUCACCGCCGCCUUGGGUCUGUCGGUGGCUUUCAUCCUGAAGUUUCGGGAUAACAUGUUUCACGUGCUGACGGGCCAGAUCACCACAGUAAUCGUCACAGCGCUGUCUCUCUUCCUCUUUGACUUUCAACCAUCGAUGGAUUUCUUCCUGCAGGCGCCUGUAGUACUGCUAGCAAUCUUUAUCUACCACAGCAGCAGAUUGAAGGAUCCAGAGUACGUUUUGCAACAGGAGAGGCUCAGGGUCUUCAAUGGCGAAGUCUUUGAGAGGUCAAGAGGGGAUGGAGAAGAGCUGGAGAGACUAACCAAGGACAAUACAGAGAGCGAAUCGGAGGAUAACUCUUUCUAAAUGUGCUAUCUGUACAUAGUUGACAUAUUUUAAAAUCAGCCUUUAUACUGUAUGUAUUAUAAAAACAGAUUGUUUUAUGUAUUAUAAAGAAUCAUCUAUUGCAUUGGUUCAGUUUCAUUAAAUGUAUGGGGUACUGUUGUUUUUAUCUAUCUUUAUAUUACCAUUAUGAGCAUGUGUAACUUUUGCAAGACAGUAUUUCUCUCAUCAUAUACUGAAUUAUUUGGUUUCUUCAUUGCUUCAUACAUAAAAGGGACAUGAUGUGAUA